AUGCCAAUACCCUCGUCCUCGUGUGGCCCGGUGACUUCUGCGUGGUCACUUUCCGCGGGUGGGACUAAGAAAAGGAAGAGGUUGAUCCUGUGGCCGUUUGCUCAGAGAUUAACCUCGGCCAACGGGGACUGCCCAGGGCAGCCAGACUCUGGCCUCAAGAGCCCCCUCUUUGGGCAGCCUCUGGCAAGUCUUUGUGGGGAAGAGAAGACCCUGCCCCAGCCAGUCCAGGAUCUCCUGGCCAUACUGUACAGAGAAGGGCCUGCCACUGAGGGGAUAUUUCACAAAGCUGCCAGUGAGACAGAGCGCAGGGACUUGAAGGAGGCCCUCGACAAAGGGGACACCGUUGACUUGGACAGCAAACCUGUGCACCUCUUGGCGGUAGUCUUGAAGGACUUCCUCCGCAAUAUCCCCUCCCAACUCCUGUCAGCGGCCCUGUACGAGAAGUGGAUGCUGGCUCUGGAGAAGCCAAGCAGGGAAGAAAAGAUUGAAGAAUUGAAAGAGGUGGCUGACCAGCUGCCCCGGCCAAAUCGUCUCUUGCUCAAGCCCGUGCUGGCUGUGCUCCAUCACAUUAGCCAGAACGCAGAGACCAGCAGGAUGAACUCCCACAACCUUGCCAUCUGCUUUGGGCCCAACAUGCUGAGCCCAGGCACGGACAGCACACUCCCACUGCAAGUCCAGAAAGAGAUGAAUGACAAGAUAUGUUGA
This is a messenger RNA of Dromaius novaehollandiae (emu), 705 nucleotides long. Its product is annotated as T-cell activation Rho GTPase-activating protein-like. Gene Ontology annotation, biological process: signal transduction; regulation of Rho protein signal transduction. Gene Ontology annotation, molecular function: GTPase activator activity. The transcript is spliced from 5 exons. NCBI's taxonomy places the organism in Eukaryota, Metazoa, Chordata, Aves, Casuariiformes, Dromaiidae. The coding region runs from base 1 to 705 and encodes 234 amino acids. The record is from RefSeq and is a predicted model, not a curated record.